AUGGCGCCAAGCCCCAACCCGCGCGAACCCUUGCUAGAAGAGGCGGGUAGCCCGAGUAGUACUAGCGUAACCCCUAGCGCGCCUUCCGUUCUCACGCAUACAAAUACCUCUGCCCCAACUGGCCGAAAUGGCAGGAACGACGCAACACAAUUCGAAACUGAACACCUCAUCAUCACCACCACCACCACCACCACCACCACCACCAACAUCACCACCACCACACCCCGCCCUCCUCCUCAACCACCAACCUCCACCUCAACGCACAACAAUUCCCCUUUGACCAUUACGGAACGGAACAGAAAGGCUGAGAAGAUGUCGGACAAGGAAUUUGGCAGAACGGCCGCCACCGCUGCGGCAACCACGACCGCGACGGCUACCCCGACCUCGAACUCAAAAUCGACUCCAAAGCCGACGCCGGCGGCUACGGAAGACGAGAAACCAGCGAGACUCGGCAUGUCGCUGCGUGCACGGCCCGAAACCGUCUUUCCCGGCAUGGACGUGUUCAAGUCCAAAGCGCCGCCCAAGGUGAAAAAGAGCCGAGUUCCCGCCAAGGCGAAAUCCUACAGCGAGGACGACUUGGGCGGCAUCGUGUAUCCCGGAAUGGGCCUGUUCGACUCGGCCACGGCAGAGAUGAAGUGGCUCCGGAACCAGCCGAAAAAUCCGAAACUGCUACAGGCCCUCAUCGCGACGUCGCUGCAGGUCAGGUGUCCGGAUCCCGAAUUGUCGGUUUGGGAUAUCAACGAUGGUCUGAAGAACUCGGGCUCCGCCUCUAAGCCGCAACCGCAACGCCAACCCCAUCCCCAACCCUCAGGCAUCAUCUCGAAGCCGCAACCCCAACGCUCAACCAUCAUAUCCAAGCCGCAAUUGCAAUUCUCGGGCAUCAAUUCCAAACCGCUACCUCAAUCAUCAGGCGUCACGUCCAAGCCGCAACCUCAAUUCCCGGGCGCCAUGUCCAAGCCGCCUCCUCAAACACCUCGUCAGAUUCAAAACCCACCGCCGCCAGCACCAUCACACCCCACGCUCUAUCACUCCUCGUUCGCACCUCCCACCAAGAUCAUAACUCCUCAGGCCACAAAAGAAGUGAAGCUGCCACCUACCGAGACUCUUCCCGUCGAGCCCGCACCCGUCGAAGCUCUCUUCCCUCCUUCGCUCUUCCAUCAAAUGCGGAUCUCUGCGCCAGAAGAUGAAGACGAAGCUACAGCUAAGCCAGUACCAAGAGUUCGACCAGUGAUCGGGCGUCGCUGUCUGGUCUGCAACAUCAACCUCAUCAACUCGCCCAGCGGUGAUUAUCGUAUGACCUGCUUCCGCUGUAAAUUCGCCGAGAGGUUCAACACACUCCCUCCCUUGGCAGAAGGAACGCGAUUUUGCGACAAAGAGCUCCACCACAUCCCAAUUUAUGCGAUUGACUGCCCUCGAUGCCGUCACGAGGUCCCGGAUGGCAAUAUUGAUGCUUCCGUUCGCGGUGACCACUACUCCACCGUCAUCAAAUUUGAUAAAGUCCUCAACUCUGGGGAGGAGGAAAAGCCCUUCAUCAAGGUGUGGACUUUCGGUCACGGGAUCAAGGUCGACCCUCAGAUUGAGUACGGGCUAGAAUAA
Messenger RNA from Drepanopeziza brunnea f. sp. 'multigermtubi' MB_m1, 1596 nucleotides. RefSeq lists its product as uncharacterized. NCBI's taxonomy places the organism in Eukaryota, Fungi, Ascomycota, Leotiomycetes, Helotiales, Drepanopezizaceae. The record is from RefSeq and is a predicted model, not a curated record.